AUGCCUGGAACAGAAUUUGAAGUGUUAAAUAGUUCAUUCGACAAAUUUUGGACGAUACAUUUGAAAUUACGACACAACUCAUCGUUUACAUUUUCUUUUGAAAAUAAAGAACGAGAUCGGAAAAAUAAUAUCAUUCGAUUGAAACGAUUUUUACCUUCUUACGCAACUAAGCAAAAUGACGUCGACAUUAUUUUUAGUAAACUAUUAGAAAUCUUUCCAAAUGAACAACGAUGGCUUUCUGCCGUUAAAUGGGAUAUCAUGGGUAGUCAUCAAGAAUGGAUAUUAGAGAAUUAUUUAUUGGCUAUAGAUUAUUAUAAUAAAGCUAUUGAAUUAUGGAAAGAAUUUGGUAAAUCAGAUAUUGAUGCAAUCAAUGAAAUAGCGAAACUCUAUAAUCAAAUCGGGUAUUCUUAUCAAAAAUUGGCGGAAAAACAUCAUGAUUAUUCUAAAACAUUCAGUGAUAAAGUUCUACAUCAUUCAACAGCAAUUAAUUGCGAUCGUGUGGAUUCUCUAAAUCGAUUAAGUGAAAUAUAUGAGGUAAAAUCAAAGAUCGGUAGCAGUGAUCAAUCGAAACAAAAUUUCUUAUUAGCAAUUGAUUAUAAAGAAAACACUUUGAAGAAUUUAUUAAAUGAUGAUACUUAUGACGGACAUAGUGUCUCAUUUUGUAUGGAAAAGUUAGGCCAACUUUAUGAAUUAAACUAUGAAUUUGACAAAGCUAUUCACAUGUNUUUUUCAUGCGUAUUUUAUGCGAUAGAAGUGAGACAAAAAAAAUGA
This is a messenger RNA of Adineta ricciae, 771 nucleotides long. Lineage: Eukaryota; Metazoa; Rotifera; Eurotatoria; Adinetida; Adinetidae. The record is from the annotation of a GenBank genome assembly.